CCUACAAAUCGGACGUUUCGUGUAAAUGGACGUGUCAUUUUAGGCCGUGUUCAUGCUUUAAUUCAUAUUAAUGGUGUUAUUAAGGUCGUUCGGUGAAAUAAAGUUUGAAUUUUUAUUAUGUUGACGUCAUCUUCACAUGUUUCCAACAAUGGUUCAUACUCAAAUGACAGGGGGGCUGGUUUGGAGGCUGAAUAUGUCGUUGAUCCGGCCUCCGGAGGCUUCUUUCACACUGAUUUCAAGAAACACGACGACCUUAAAGAAAUGUUGGAUUCAAAUAAAGACAGUCUUAAGUUGGAGGCUAUGAAACGCAUUAUUGGGAUGGUUGCUAAGGGUAGAGACGCGUCUAUGUUAUUCCCAGCUGUUGUCAAAAAUGUUGUUUCAAAGAACAUUGAAGUUAAGAAAUUGGUGUAUGUUUAUUUGGAGAGAUAUGCUGAAGAGCAGCAAGAUUUAGCUUUAUUGUCUAUUUCUACGUUUCAAAGAGCUUUAAAAGAACCAAAUCAGUUGAUAAGAGCGGGUGCUUUGAGAGUCUUAUCAAGUAUUAGAGUUAAAAUGAUUUCACCGAUUGUGAUGUUGGCCAUAAGGGAUGCCUCGUCUGAUAUGUCACCUUAUGUGAGAAAAACCGCAGCUCAUGCUAUACCAAAACUCUAUAGCUUAGAAAACGAGCUAAAAUUGGAACUAGUAACGAUAAUCCAGAAACUCCUAGCUGACAAAACCGUUCUAGUGAUAGGUUCCGCCGUAAUGGCCUUCACUGAAGUGUGCCCCGAACGCGUGGACUUAAUCCACCAAGUCUACCGAAAACUUUGUGCCUUGUUAGUAGACGUGGACGAAUGGGGUCAAGUAACAAUCGUGAACAUGUUAACGCGCUACGCCCGCAUGCAAUUCGCCGACCCCAACCUCCACAACCAUGGCGACGACUCCGACCGUCCAUUUUACGAUUCAGGUUCUGACUCCUCGGAAAAGCCCGCCCCGACGUUAGACCCCGACCACCGCUUGUUGCUCCGGUCAACACGGCCCCUUUUGCAAUCGCGAAACGCCGCCGUUGUCAUGGCCGUCGCCCAGCUGUACCAUCACGCAGCCCCCAAAAGCGAGAGCCCUUUAGCGGCGAAAGCAAUGGUGCGGCUGUUGCGGUCUCAUGUCGAGGUGCAGAGCGUCGUUCUAAACGCCAUCGCGUCGAUCAGUGCCCAAAACAAGGGCAUGUUUGAGGCGUAUUUGAAAAGCUUUUUCGUUCGCACCUCGGAUCCAACCAAUAUUAAGUUACUGAAACUUGAGAUUCUGACGAAUCUUACAACCGAUUCCAACGUUUCGAUUAUCUUGAGGGAGCUGCAAACUUAUAUUUCCAACAGCGAUAAGAAGUUUGUGGCGGCCACGAUUCAAGCCAUUGGGAGGUGUGCCUGUUCUAUCAAUGAAGUCACGGACUCUUGCCUCAGCGGACUUGUCUCCCUACUCUCCAAUAGAGACGAAGCCGUUGUUGCUGAAAGCGUGGUUGUUAUCAAAAGACUGCUACAAACGCAAGCUGCUGACCCCAAGGAAAUCAUCACCCAUAUGGCACGACUUCUUGAUAACAUAACAGUAGCUCAGGCUAGAGCUGCAAUUCUGUGGUUACUUGGCGAACAUUCGCAAAAAGUCCCAAACAUUGCGCCUGACAUUCUUAGGAAAUUAGCUAAAACCUUCUCUGAUGAACACGACAUUGUGAAAUUACAAGUAAUGAACUUGGCUGUAAAACUGUACAUAACAAACUCCGAACAAACUGCAUUAUUGUGUCAAUAUAUUUUUAAUUUGGCCCGGUAUGAUCAAAAUUACGACAUAAGAGAUAAAGCAAGACUUCUUAAACAAUUUAUACCGCAACAAAAUGGUCGAAUAACAUCUCAAUCUGCUAGGAUAUUUCUGGCAAGCAAACCUGCACCCUUACUUCAGUCACAAUUCAAAGACCAUGAAGACUUACAAUUGGGUUCAUUAUCGCAUUAUAUCAAACAAAGAGCGACCGGUUAUGAGCCACUACCACCGUUUCCGGAACAGCCGCCUCCAAGUGAUGUUAGAAACGUCGAACCAAUCGUUAUUGAAGACCCUAAAUCGUACAAAAAAUCGGACAAAAAGGGUAAAGACAUGUUUUUGUGGGAGUCGGAGAGUUCACGGGGUGCUAGUAGCAAUAACAGUUCAGAUAGCUCCGAUUCGUCUGGCAGUAGUAGCGAUAGCUCAAGUGAAGAUAGUGAAAGUCAAUACGAGGAAGAAUCGUCAAGUGAAGAUAAAUCAACAAGUACGAGUGCAGAGUCAAGUAGUGAAGAAAGCGAAGAAACGAAGAGUCAAGAACCAAAACCGGAAGCACCAAAACCAAAAUCGAAUUUAGACUUAUUGCUAGAUUUAGGUGACGUUGAUAACUCUGUACCAGUGAUGACACCGUCGCUUGGCGGAUUUUUAACACCUACUGUUGUAAAUUCAACGUCAUCGUCGCAGAUUGAAAUGACACCUCCUGUUUUUACAAACACUAAACCAAUUGAACUUAUAAAUAAAAUCAAUGGAAGGGGUUUAUCUGCGACUUACAGGUUUACCCGGACGCCUCAUAUUUUAUCGCCAAGUAUGGCAAAUAUUAAUAUAAUGUUUACCAAUAACAGCAGUGAGGAUAUCACUGAUAUUAGAUUGGGGAAAAAGAACCUAGGAUUGGAUAUGUCGAUGUAUGACUUUGCAAACAUCUCGAGAUUAUCCCCGAAUGGUUGCCUGCCGGCGUCGCUAGGGAUCGACUUUAAUGACACGACUCAACCAGCCAAUUUUGAAAUUGUUUGUUCAUUGGGAAACUUCAGCGUUUGCAUAAAACCAAGUAUAGGUGAGCUGGUGCGCCCCGUCAAGAUGGACAAUACCACAUUCCAAGAAAAGCAGUCGAAAUUGGGGGGCAUGAACGAACAUAUCGGAAAAAUAAAGUGCGUCUCUAACAUCAUUGAAAAAGUCACAGAAUGUAGUAAUUUGGGCGUAUGUGACCCAACAAUUGAUAAUUUGAGGUUCGCGGGUCAGACUUUGAAAUCGUCGAACUUCGUUUUGGUCACAGUAACCAAACAAGAAGUUGUUACAGUCAAUUGUGACAAUAUGGUGUUUGGUUCUGUUAUGCUCAACGAAUUACUACAUAAUCUCAAGUCAUAAGUUGCUUGAUGUGUAUUUAAUGUAUUCUUGUACUUGUUUUGUAACAGAAAAAUACUUAAAACAUAAUGUGCACUUGCUUAAAACGUUUUAGAGCUUCCUUUUUGCGUGAAUAUUAUGUUGAAUGUAUUUUUGACACUUAGUUAAGUAAUCCACUUUUCUUUUUUAUCCUUUCAAAUAAAUAUUUAUGAGAAA
This is a messenger RNA of Tribolium madens (black flour beetle), 3321 nucleotides long. It is a transcript of the gene rb, whose product is annotated as AP-3 complex subunit beta-2. Gene Ontology annotation, biological process: vesicle-mediated transport; intracellular protein transport. The transcript is spliced from 12 exons. The record is from RefSeq and is a predicted model, not a curated record. NCBI's taxonomy places the organism in Eukaryota, Metazoa, Arthropoda, Insecta, Coleoptera, Tenebrionidae. Bases 118 to 3129 code for a protein of 1003 amino acids. Gene Ontology annotation, cellular component: membrane coat; AP-3 adaptor complex.